Molecule: messenger RNA, 4257 nt
Organism: Anoplophora glabripennis (Asian longhorned beetle)
Lineage: Eukaryota; Metazoa; Arthropoda; Insecta; Coleoptera; Cerambycidae
Product: mitotic checkpoint serine/threonine-protein kinase BUB1 beta
Exons: 11
Coding region: 227-3508 (1093 amino acids)
Biological process (GO): meiotic sister chromatid cohesion, centromeric; protein phosphorylation; mitotic spindle assembly checkpoint signaling
Molecular function (GO): ATP binding; protein kinase activity
Source: RefSeq, a predicted model, not a curated record
CUAUUUUUAUUGUGAAUUUGGGGAUAUUUAGUUUACGUUUGUUGGUGUCACUAAUAAACUUUUUGUCGUUAUUUAUUAACGUCUUAAGGCCUAUAAAUCAUGAAUUACUUUAUUUGAUUUAAUAUAUAUAUUUUUUAUUUUUUAGUAGUUUUGGAAUAUAAUUCGUGUUUUUCUAAUCAGUUAAACUGGCUAUAUUGUCAUUUGACAGCUUAACCAAACGUCAGUAAUGGAUUUUGAUCUAAGUAAAGAAAAUAUUCAACCCCUUCGUGGGGGCAGGAAUGUACAACAAUUAGGAAUGGCUUUGCAGGCUCAGUCAAAUAGGGAAUAUCAGUUAGAACUUUUACAACAAAAGGAAGAAUUUGACAAUUUAAUCAGAAAUUACGAUGGAGAUGAUCCUUUGGAAAACUACUAUAACUACAUUUCUUGGAUUGAACAAAGCUAUCCAAAACAUGGUCAUGAGGGCAACUUGGUACCAUUAUUAGAGCACUGUCUCAGUUUAUUUGAAAAUGACAAGCGUUAUACUAAUGAUAGAAGGUUUUGUAAACUUUGGAUUAAAUAUUUUGAUCUUCAACAAAAUCCCUUAGAAUUGUACCAUAUGAUGAGGGCAAAAGGUUUAUGUUGCGGUUGUGCAGAUUUGUAUAGAGCUUGGGCUUAUUACUACGAAGCUGUGGGAGAUUUUCAAAGUGCAAAUAAUGUAUUUGAAGAUGGGAAACGUGUUCUAGCUCAACCAUAUGAGGACUUAGAAAAUGCGCAUCAAAAUUUAAUAAUGGCUGCCGGGCAACAUGUUUUAUUUGGAACAGAUGAAAAUCGUUUAAUGGAAAAACGUCAAGCUCUAACUUCACUUCACACUUACAGACCUGGUAGAGUGGGAUCAGUUAGAGUUCCAAGCAGUAAUGGUAUUGUUACCUUACCUUCUAAUAGUACAUCUGCAAGAUCUAAUGCUGUAGUAUCCGUAUAUGAGGACAAAGGAGAAAUAGCAGGGGCAGGAGCUGAAGCGGCUCCUUUAAGUAUAAUUACUGUAGCAAAACGACAAGAAGCACCCAAGGAAAAUACUCUCAAACCAGGACCUUGGACUACAGUACCAGUAAAAAACCGAGUGGUUGGAUCUAAAACUACUCCAGGAUUUACAGUUCUUGAAGAUAUUGACAUUUUGGAAGGUAUUCGACUUCCAGUCAAUCAUCCUAAGGAGAGUUUGGAAGACUAUUCAGAUUGGAGGGUCAGUAUCAAAUAUCCAGAACCACCAAAUCCUGCAAUGAUACCAAUGUACCCAAAGGAUCGUGUAUAUAUAGACCCUAAUACAGAAUAUAGUAUCGAUGAAUUAAGAGCUUCUAGGUAUUUACGAAAUAUUAGCAAUCGGCUUCAAAUUCCACAAUUAGAAACUUGCCAGGCAGUACAGUCAAUUUUGACAGAUCAAGACGUGGAAAUCAUGCAGGAUUCUUUACAUGAGAUUAAAAAUGAAAUAUGCCCCAAUGCAUCAUUAUUCCGUCAAAAUGAGAUUAUUCAUCGAUUGACUCAACAGGAUGAACAUAUACAUUUACAGGAUGAUUUACAUCAGUCGUUACAAGAACAUCAGGUCAAUUCAAGCUUCCAUCAGAAUUCUGUUCAACAUUCUUUACAACAAAAUAAUUUUCCACAGACUUCGAGUGAGCAGCAUUUGUUUUAUCAAGAUAUUAAAGUGGAAGAGCCGGUUCAAACACAAUUUUCUAUUUGGAGUGAAAGCCCUAGUCCUAAAAAGCUUGAUUUGUGGAGUCCACCUAAACCUAAAUGUACUUCUAACCAUUUUGUAGUAUAUGAACAAUCGUUACAAGAUAUUCAUCCACAAAUACAACCUAAAGGUAGUGCAAUGAAAACUGCAUUUAAAGAUUUGAAUGCAGAGGAAUUGGCCGAAACUGGAUCCCGUGGUGGAAUGGACAUAGCGGCCACUGCACAAGCAGCAGACAGUGCUAAACCGAUGCCUUUAUUUAGCGAUAAUAGUUCUUCAUCAUUUGAGGAUAUUAAUUCUGCUAAUCAAGAUCGCUGUCAAGAUUUGGAUAAUAGCUGUAAUACACAAAUGUUUAACUUCAAUUUAAAUGCAAUGAAAGUUAGCACACCACAAAACAAAAGGCCAGUUGUGAGCACUAAUAUUAACGAAGAAGAGAUCGGAAAUACUAGAAAACAACUUUUCAUGGAACCCAAAAUUCAAGAAAGGGAUAAAGCUCUGAGCACCAUAUUAGAAGAAACAAAAAGCUAUGGGUCUACAUCGAGUUCCAGUGGGGCCACUACAAAAUCUUCUAUAUUUAAUAAUCAUACAAAUAAAAUGGGCACUAUAUCAGAGGAACACAAUAGCUACCUAGCACAGAAUUUAAUGGCGAACGCAGCUCUUCGGUCAAGUCUACUAGGAAAUUUUAUGGAUUUUGAGGCACCACAAUCACCACUAGAAGAGAUGACAGCAGCUGAGCCCACCAUGCCUAUGCAGAGUAGCCCUUUUGAGAGUCCUAUUAGACAGAUACCUGCUCCAGCAAUCGUUCAACCUCUAGAUCAGGCUCCAUCGGAUCCCUUUAAAACAAGUCUAAUAAAUCUAUUGUUAGAAAGGGUAGCUUUUCCUGGACCACAUGUGUACGGAUAUAUUAAUCUACACUAUAAUCCUAGGAUCUCCAUUAAGAAGGAGCCUAUUAACAUAGGUAAUGAAAAGUACAUUGUUGAAAAACAAUUAGGCAAGGGUACUUUUGGAACUGUUUUUAAGGCUUUAGACUUGUAUAAAAAUAAAUCUGUUGCUUUAAAAUACCAAAAACCUCCAAACAAAUGGGAAUUCUACAUAUGCAGAGAGUUAUUAGCCAGAUUAGCAGAGCAUCCUCUUCGAGACAAUUUUAUGGAUAUAUCAACGGGAUAUUUUGGUGACCAAGUGUCUGUACUUGUAUCGGAUUACAUGCCAGGAGGAUCUCUACUCGAUCUGGCUAAUACGUAUAAAUUGAAAUCUGGUAAAACGAUGAAGGAAUGCCUCGUUAUAUAUUUCACAGCCCAAAUGUUAAAAAUAGUACAGGCUAUGCAUGAAGUGAAAGUAAUUCAUGCAGAUAUUAAACCAGAUAAUUUUUUAGUUUACGUUUUGCCUAACUAUACAGUUGGCCUCCAAUUAAUAGAUUUUGGAUGCAGUAUCGACAUGACACUUUUUCCUAAUAACGCAACUUUUACGAGAAGGGUCACGACAGAGGAUUUCAUAUGUUGCGAAAUGUUGGAUGGAAGACCAUGGAAUUACCAUACUGAUCUAUUCUGUAUAGCAGCUACAACACAUGUGUUAUUAUUUGAUACGUAUAUUAAGCUACGAAAGCAAGAUGGACUCUGGUCAAUAACCCAGCGCUUCGCUAGAUACAUGAAAGCAGAUUUGUGGAGUAUAUUUUUCAGUGAUCUACUUAAUCAGCAGUCAGGGCUUGCAGACACAACAUGUCUAUUAAAUAUGUUGAAUGAAUCUUUGAAUCAUAAAGAGAAUAAUGUUGAAAUGAGAUAUAUUGUUAAUCUACUUAAAAAUCGAUAGUCGUUUGGCUUGGUAUAGUUUAGAUUAUGAUCAUAAAUUAAAUACUAUUUAUGUAUUUUAUUAUUAGGUUUAGUUAGAUGUAAUUUUUAAAAUAUGAUUAUUUUUACAAUUGUGGCUGUUUUCUUUUUGUUAAAAUUUUGCGAAUGUUAACUAUUGAGUAGUUUCUGUUUCAGGUAGUGUUGUCAUUGCUAAAAUUUUAGAUACUGAAAGGACAAUUUGAACAAAAUGACAAUUACUUGUUAAGACUGUUUUUCGUCUGUUGAACAGCGAAAGUUUAUGAAAUAAAUGGUAACGUUCUGUAUACAUAGUAGUCUUUAAAAGAAAAAGUUAGAACAAUUUAACGAAACUGUAGAAUUUAUAGAAACGAGAAAUAUAUCAUUAUCUCGUAGUCUCCUAACAAAGGUGGACAGUUUCUCAAAAGCAUACAGAAAAUGUAAAAGUAAUCUUAAAUUUAUAUAUAAUUUUUUCUUGUUGAGUUUGUCCUUCGAGUUAAGAAACUCCUUUAAAUAUUAACUUAAUUUCACGUCAGAUUUUCUAGUGGAAAUUAUGUCUAUUCUUGCAGAAGCCAGAUAUGUACUUUCUAUACAGGAUUUCUGAAGUAAACGGGUAACUUUCUUGGAUGAAAAAAAUUACCUUAGUACAGUCCUACUAGUCUAAAAAGUUAUGAGGCCUUAAAAAAGUGCUUGAUUGUUUUAUUUUUUUAAGAAAGCUCUACAGGAAAUAGGCAACCAGCAAUACAUUUUUAUAGA